Messenger RNA from Rhopalosiphum padi (bird cherry-oat aphid), 1330 nucleotides. Its product is annotated as protein drumstick-like. The coding region runs from base 833 to 1090 and encodes 85 amino acids. The record is from RefSeq and is a predicted model, not a curated record. The transcript has 3 exons. Gene Ontology annotation, biological process: embryonic pattern specification; embryonic hindgut morphogenesis; embryo development. Gene Ontology annotation, molecular function: RNA polymerase II transcription regulatory region sequence-specific DNA binding; DNA-binding transcription factor activity, RNA polymerase II-specific. Gene Ontology annotation, cellular component: nucleus. NCBI's taxonomy places the organism in Eukaryota, Metazoa, Arthropoda, Insecta, Hemiptera, Aphididae.
GCACCCGGGGAGAAGCCGAACGCGCGCGCCGAUCCGGUGCGGUGUACUACUACUACCGCCGUCGUCGUCGUCGUCGUCGUCGCUGUUGUUGAAUAUAACAACGCUGCCGCCGCGCCCGGUUGUUACCGUCUCCGUCCUCGUCGCUGCUGCUGCUGCUGCUGUUGCCGCCGCCGCCGCUCCUGCUGCUGUUGUUGCCGCCGCCGAACGUGCACACACACACACACAUACACGUACGCGCGCGCACGUUACACACACUCGCGACCGUCGCCGUGUGGUGAGACCGCUUCUGACUUUCGUGUGCUACAGUCCAGUGAGUUCCGCAAUAAUCACCACUUACUGCGGUCGUCUUCUUCUUCGUCGUCGUCGUCGUCGUCGUCGUAGUCGUUGUCGUCGUCGUCCUCUGAUAUAAUAUAGUGCAUCUAUAUUACUAUAAUAUUUUUAAAUAAUAUAUUUAUUAUAUAUGUACCUAUUCGCGUAUAACGGUGUGCACGAAAUAUAAUAUUUCUACCUAUACAGUGUAUAAUACACGCGAGCCUUCGUUUUGUUUGUAGUCGUCGUCAUCGCCAUCAUCAUAACAUAAUCCGUAGCCGCCUGCAAACGCAUACGCUGUGUACGUAUAGAUCACUGCACGUGUUGACUAUUGGAAACCGAUCUGAAAACCACACGCCAUAAAUAUUAUUACAAUUGUGUAUUGCCCACCUGGGUAACCUUCUCGUCCCGUUCCCAACGCGACGACCGAGGCUCGGCCUGAGUCUCCGCCGUCAUCAGACGUCCGGUAUAUCGUAUAAUCAGCUCGUGGAGCACCAGGGGAGAACGCUGCAGCGGCUCGACCAUGUACGCGGUAAUACAGCUAGACUCGGAGAACCACAGACUCCGACCCAAACGGGUCAAAAUGGAGUUUGUGUGCAAAUACUGCAACCGGACGUUCAACAAACACUAUUCACUGCUUAUUCACGAACGCAACCAUCUGCCAACGGUCAACUACCGGUGCGAGAUGUGCUACAAGUCGUUCAAAAGGCAGGACAGCCUGCAACAACACAGAUCAACUCAUAGUCCAAAUUACAGAGCUGGGUACGCAUUGCAGCUUUGAAAAAAUUGUGAUAUGCUAAAUUAUUGGCAAAUUGUUGUAAUGAAGUAAAUGUAGAUAGACAGACAUUAACUAGGUAGUUGUUAAGUUGUAGUACUAAUAAGAUUAUAAUUUUGAGCAGACUGGUCAAUUUUUUUACUUUUUGAAUAAAAAAUAAUAUGUAGUUUUGAAAAAACUCAAGUACAAUUUUUGAAUUUACUAUUUUUAAAUGUAAAUCAAUUAAUAAUUUAUUAACAAUGUAUG